This is a messenger RNA of Solea senegalensis (Senegalese sole), 3338 nucleotides long. RefSeq names its product heat shock 70 kDa protein 4-like. The transcript has 19 exons. The coding region runs from base 214 to 2724 and encodes 836 amino acids. Gene Ontology annotation, biological process: protein folding. Lineage: Eukaryota; Metazoa; Chordata; Actinopteri; Pleuronectiformes; Soleidae. Gene Ontology annotation, cellular component: cytosol; nucleus. The record is from RefSeq and is a predicted model, not a curated record. Gene Ontology annotation, molecular function: ATP-dependent protein folding chaperone; ATP binding.
CUUGCCACUGCAGCUUGCUCCCAGCACAGAUCACAGACACCGGUCAGCGGUGAGGAUUAUGUGUACUAGUAUCCCGUCUUAAAACGCCGAGGAACAACUGACUAUCCCACUGGGCUUUGACAUCUUUUCAACGCCAUUGCCAUACCUCUUACUUAAUUUUGUACGCUUUUCUGUAUAUCACGCGGAAUAUUGAAGACAGGCGUAUCGUAGAAAAUGUCAGUGGUGGGAUUUGACUUGGGCUUUCAAAGCUGCUAUGUAGCUGUAGCCCGAGCAGGAGGGAUCGAGACAGUCGCUAAUGAGUACAGCGACAGAAGCACACCGUCAUUUGUAUCGUUUGGACCAAGAAAUCGCUCUAUCGGAGCAGCUGCAAAGAGCCAGGUGGUGACCAACUGUAAGAACACUGUUCAGGGAUUUAAGCGUUUCCAUGGGAGGGCAUUCACAGACCCAUACAUCCAGUCAGCCAAGUCUACGGUUGUGUAUGACUUGGCACAGAUGCCAUCUGGAUCCACUGGUAUAAAGGUGAUGUAUAUGGAGGAGGAGAAAGUAUUCAGCAUCGAGCAGGUCACUGGCAUGCUGCUGACCAAACUGAAGGAGACUGCUGAAAGUGCAAUGAAGAAACCAGUUGCUGAUUGUGUGAUCUCUGUCCCAAGCUAUUUUACUGAUGUAGAGAGGAGGUCUGUCAUGGAUGCGGCUCAGAUCGCAGGCCUAAACUGUCUACGACUAAUGAAUGAGACGACUGCAGUGGCUCUCGCAUAUGGCAUCUACAAGCAGGACCUGCCAGCCCCAGAAGAGAAGCCCAGGAUUGUGGUGUUUGUGGAUCUGGGCCACUCUGGUUACCAGGUGUCGGUUUGUGCCUUCAACAAGGGAAAGCUUAAGAUCCUGGCUACAGCGUUUGAUUCUGAACUUGGCGGGAAAGACUUUGACAACAUCUUGGUCAACUACUUCUGUGAGGAGUUUGGAAAGAAGUACAAACUGGAUGUCAAGUCUAAGCCCCGAGCACUGGUGCGGCUCUAUCAAGAGUGCGAGAAACUCAAGAAGCUGAUGAGUGCCAACUCCUCCGACCUGCCGCUCAACAUUGAAUGCUUCAUGAAUGACAUUGAUGUUUCUAGUAAACUAAACAGAGGUCAUUUUGAGGAGAUGUGUGCGGGGCUGCUGGCCAAAGUAGAGGGUCCCCUGCGCAGCAUCAUGGAACAAGCCAAACUGAAAAAGGAAGACAUCUAUGCGGUGGAGAUUGUUGGCGGCGCUUCCAGAAUCCCAGCCAUCAAAGAGCGUAUCAGCAAGGUCUUUGGCAAAGAGCUGAGCACCACCCUGAACGCAGAUGAGGCUGUGGCCAGAGGCUGUGCUCUGCAGUGUGCCAUCUUGUCACCGGCCUUCAAAGUUAGAGAAUUCUCCAUUACAGAUGUUGUCCCCUACUCGAUUUCCCUGAAAUGGAAUUCAGCCGCUGAAGAUGGCGUGAGUGAUUGUGAAGUUUUCCCAAAGAACCAUGCAGCUCCCUUCUCCAAAGUUCUGACCUUCUACCGGAAGGAGCCCUUCACCCUUGAUGCCUACUACAACAACCCCAAGGAGCUGCCCUACCCCAGCACCACCAUAGGACAGUUUAACAUCCAGAAUGUGGUUCCUCAGGCAUCUGGAGAGAGUGCAAAGGUCAAGGUGAAAGUGCGGGUCAAUGUCCACGGUGUGUUCAGUGUAUCGAACGCUUCGCUCGUAGAAGUUGUGAAAACUGCUGAGGGUGAGGAGCCAAUGGAGACAGACCCGACAGUGAAAGACGAAGAGAACAAAAUGCAGGUGGACCACGAGGAUCAGAAGCAUCAGUCUGGAGAAAAUGGAGACAAGAAGUCUGAGGCUGAAGAGAUGGAGAUGACAGAGGAGGCCAAGCAGGAGAAGAAUGAUCAACCCUCUCAGCCAAAGAAGCCCAAAGUGAAAACUAAGACAGUGGAGCUGCCCAUAGAGAACAAUUUGCACUGGCAGCUGUCCGGUGAAGUGCUUAAUAUGUUUGUGGAGAAUGAGGGCAAGAUGAUCAUGCAGGACAAGCUGGAGAAGGAGAGGAACGAUGCCAAGAACAAUGUAGAAGAGUAUGUGUACGACAUGAGGGACAAACUGCAUGGCUCCCUGGAGAAGUUUGUGAACGACACUGAUCGGGAUGCAUUCUCAUUAAAACUGGAGGAUACAGAGAACUGGCUGUAUGAAGAUGGAGAAGACCAACAGAAACAAGUGUACAUUGACAAACUGGCUGAAUUAAAGAAACUGGGUCAGCCGAUCAAGGAGAGAUACAUGGAAGCCGAGGAGAGGCCAAAAGCAUUUGAGGAACUUGGCAGACAAAUCCAGUUGUACAUGAAGAUUAUUGAAGCGUACAAGGCAAAGGAUGAGCAGUACGAUCACCUGGAUGAGCUGGAGGUGACUCGGGUGGAGAAGCAGGUGAAUGAUGCCAUGGUCUGGAUGAACACCAAGAUGAACCUGCAGAACAAUCAGGACCUCACCCAGGAUCCUGUGGUUAAAGUCGAGGAGAUCAAGGCCAAGUCUAAGGAGCUUUAUCAAGCCUGCAAUCCCGUGGUAUCCAAACCCAAGCCCAAGGUGGAGCCUCCCAAGGAGCAGAAGACGGAGAAUGGACCAAUCAAUGGACAGGAGGGAUCAGAGAGCCAGCCGUGCAACCAAGACAAAGCCACACCUGCAGCAACGGAACAGGACAAGGCCGACAACAAGCUCCCUGAAAUGGACAUUGACUAACAACUCCAGCUGUUUCCCCAAGGUUCAACUCUGUUUGUCCUGCUACUCGCUCCAGAUUCUGUUGUUUUCCUGAGAUUGUUGUUGUUGACACAGUAGCCUCUCUCUCUUGAAGACAAGACAGCAGCAGCAUCCUUAAUCAGUGCAAUUCAUCCAUCAGCCACCUCGACAUGUCGGUUCUUGUUUCCUUUUAAGUACUAAAAUAUUGCAUAAUAUUAAUAUUGACUGGACUACUUUAUGAAGUAGGAGUUGUGUCUGUGGGAUGAUAACUGCUUUCUCUGUGUUUCUUUGAUGGCCAUUAAGUUUAAGAAUGUUCAGUUGUUCUUGAAUCCAUUUACUUAUGCUAAGAAUAUCAGGUUUAAAGAAGCAUGCAAAAUGCCUCUGGAAAAACAGUAACAAUCAAAGGAUUCAUGAAGAUGUAAAAUAACACAGUGCGUCUAAAUAAGAUGUAGAUACAGUGGCACUUAUAGACAAAUGUUUCAAAUUGUACAUGAUGUUUUUUUUCUCUACAAAACAAUGUUGAGUGCUGGAUUAUUACAUAAAAGGACAGGCUGAGUUUUUCAUGUUACUUGUACUGUAUGUUGCAUUUAGAUACUACAAUAUACUGUCAUGCAGUA